CAGAUUUUCUACUUUUACAGCCCAUGAGUGUUUAGAUCACCUCACAAAACAAGAAAAACAAAGGGUCGUAUUUGGGCCUGGAUGUUGAACAUGCCCCACAGUCUACCCAAGGAAGUACCCAUGGCUCCGAGGGACAGCUCCCUUCCAGCCAACACCAAAGGAUCUCCAGGUGUGUGUGACCAUGACCGGGCCUGUGGUCGAAGCUACUCGUGUGACCGUCACUUUGGCCUCUGUGUCCCUCUGCGUGGGGAGGGCCAGUACUGCAGAAGGGACACUCAGUGUGUCAGAGGACUCAGCUGUAUGUUUGGAAAGUGCCACCGUCGCAUUCCCGAGGGGCAACAGGGCGCUAGGUGCAAAGUAGACCGGGACUGCGGUGAGUCCAUGUGCUGUGCCCGUCACCACGGUGAGCAGGUGUGCAAGCGCCGUCUGUUGGUAGGUGAGAGCUGCUUUGUGCCUGAUGGUGGCCUGGCAUUCAGCAUCAAUCAGAUCUGCCCAUGUGAUGAAGGCCUGCUGUGCCGUGGUGCCACAAAACCCCACAAGAGAGAGAGGGAGUUUAUACACCCUGGCACCACAUCUUGGACCUGCCAAGCCCCAAGUUCUUGAUGACAGUGUUGACCACAUUUAAAUCAGUUAUUAUGUAAACAUGUUGUGUAUGCCUAUAUGUCUGUAUAUAAUGUAAAUAUCAACAAAUUGACUUUUAUGUUAGUGUCCACUUUCUAUAUUUUGACAAAUGCACUAUUUAGCUAGGGCUAGUUAGCUAUUAGCCAAUUACUUUAAGUUGUGUAUUGUCAAAGUAAAUAUUGACUAAAAUUUUAUUUAAGUCACCUGGCCAUGUCAGAAAUGCUCUGUACAACUUCCGUUGAUAUGAUAUUAUGGGAUACGUAUGACUAAAUAAACUCUAAAAUGAAAACUGUUACUCAGUAAGAGGCAUUUGAUUCCUUUCUCUUUGGCAGUCACGUUUGUGUGCUUCAUAAUUUCAUGUCUCGCAUGCACAAUAGG
Esox lucius (northern pike) is the source of this 999-nucleotide messenger RNA. Its product is annotated as dickkopf-related protein 3. The transcript is spliced from 5 exons. Bases 82 to 603 code for a protein of 173 amino acids. The record is from RefSeq and is a predicted model, not a curated record. NCBI's taxonomy places the organism in Eukaryota, Metazoa, Chordata, Actinopteri, Esociformes, Esocidae. Gene Ontology annotation, molecular function: co-receptor binding; receptor antagonist activity. Gene Ontology annotation, biological process: multicellular organism development; negative regulation of canonical Wnt signaling pathway. Gene Ontology annotation, cellular component: extracellular region.